GCCGCCAUGGGCGCCGGGCUGCGCGGCGCCCUCUGCGCCUGCCUCCUGCUGGGCGCCUUUGGAAUAGUGCCCAAGCCCCGAAAUGCAGGAGUCGUCUCCGUUAACCUGCACAGCGUUUUGCGGUGGGAUCCCCCCGUGUUUCCCCAAGGAAACGUAACGUACACGGUGCAAUUCAAGAGCAUCCUUCUUCCUAAAGCCACAUUUGAAAACAUGAGCACAAACCUGGGAGUCCCAGAGUGUGAUGUCUCUUCUCUGUCUCUGUAUGGGGACUAUAUUUUACGCGUCAGAGCGGAGUCGGAAAAUGAGCAGUCAGACUGGGUGACGGUCAGAUUUAAGCCGAUGGUUGACACAGUCAUUGGACCACCUGACGUAAAGGUGAAGUCAAAAUCCGGGUCUUUGCAAAUGGAUUUCRUAGGCCCUAUUGCUGAAAAUGAACCUAACAAGUGGUCUUUACGGCAAUAUUAUGGCUCGUGGAAUUACCGAAUACUAUACUGGAAGAAAGGCAGCAAAAAGGAGGUAAUUCACCUAGAUACUAAGCAUAACUCUGAAAUGUUAUCUCACCUGGAGCCAUGGACGGAAUAUUGCAUCCAAGUGCAAGCAGUUAUUCCCGARUGGAACAAGACUGGGGAGCUGAGCCAAGAGCUUUGUGACCAGACAACCCACAACGGUGUAACCCCUACGUGGGUAAUUGUCACUGUUCUUUUGGGAUCCAUGUUGGCUGCUGUAAUAUUUGUUCCUGUUUGCUUCUUUUUCUUUUUGUUUCUGUAUCGACUGACCAAACAUGUGUUCUGCCCGUCAUAUUAUUUCCCACAGCACUUGAAAGAGUUUCUGAGCAAGCCUGCCAACGGUUCCCAGUUGUUUUCUGCAGUGCCCCAAGAAGAGCAUCUUCUCUGUGACACAUUGACAGUUGUUUCUGAAGAAUCCAAAAGCCAAAGCGAGCGGGUUGCGGAUGAGGCCAGCGAUACAACGGGGCAGCAGGAGGACUCUGAGCAAGAACCACCUGAUUUAAAAGUAGUCCCAGCUUCGGAAGGGGACUAAAUGCCCCCCUCGUGCCUCGUUCAGACCAAAGGAAAAGCAAAUACGUUUAUCUCCUACCUCCUGCAURCCUAACAGUAAAAAUUCACACAGAGGAAGGUUUUGUAGCUAAGACUUUUCAUAGAAUCGUACUUUUUUCUUAACUACAAGAAAGGUCUGUUUCUUUUUUCUAAACGAGGAAUUAAAUGAURGGUAAUUUUCUGCUGCUGCCAUUCGUAGUGGCACAGUCUUAAGUUAUAGCAAUACCUACCACUCCAUUUACUUUUUAAAUAUCAUAAUAUAUGACUAGUUAAUUUAAUUUUGAUGCACUAUUUAUUGCGAAAGCUAAUCAAAAUGCUCUACUGUAUAAGAUUUGUAAAUGAAGAUCAUAUUUUGCAAGAAAAUAGCUUAUAUUUUUUUAAUGUGAAAUUGCA
Messenger RNA from Nothoprocta perdicaria, 1448 nucleotides. It is a transcript of the gene IL10RB, whose product is annotated as interleukin 10 receptor subunit beta. The transcript is spliced from 7 exons. Bases 7 to 1038 code for a protein of 343 amino acids. The record is from RefSeq and is a predicted model, not a curated record. Lineage: Eukaryota; Metazoa; Chordata; Aves; Tinamiformes; Tinamidae. Gene Ontology annotation, molecular function: protein binding; interleukin-10 receptor activity.